AUGGCUACUAGUAUUGAUUCAGCAAACAGCAUUCUCACAGAGACAUUUCUGUGGUUGGGAAAUUCAUCAUGGACUAGUGUGCUUUUAAUCUGUUUUGCAGGGGCCAUUACAGGACUGUAUGUUUAUUCAAGAAUACCCACAUGGAAAUUGCCUAACCUUCCCAGUCCCCCUGAAUCAUGGCUGUUCGGCCAUUUGCCUCUCUUUGCCAAGGAAGGGACUGAUGUUUUUAUUGACCUGGCUCGCAAAUAUGGUCCAAUUUACAGGUUCAACUUUGGAAGGCAGCCAUUAGUGAUAGUGGCAGAUGCCGACUUGUGCAGAGAGGUGGGGGUUAAGAAAUUCAAAUCUUUUCCAAAUAGAAGUAUUCCGAUGUCCAUGUCUGCUUCUCCUCUCCACCUCAUGGGACUCUCUAUGACUAAGAACCCAAGAUGGUCAUCAAUGCGUGGGGCGAUACAAGCUCUGUACCAACCGAGCCAUAUAGCGAGUCAAUUGCCUCUGAUGGAACGCACAAUCUGCAUCGUCAAAGACUAUCUCUCCACCAAAGACGAAAAAGAAGACAUAAACUUCUCAGAUCUCCUGGGGAAGGUCUCUUCAGACAUCAUUGGGGAGGCAGCGUUUGGCGAGAAGUUCAAUCUCACACCAUCCAAAACGCCACAUUUAGUCGAAUUCCAAGUCACUGAGUUUGUCAAGGAGCUGGUUUUCUCCACUUCUCUGAGACUGGACCUAAGUGGCACCUUCUCUACAAUCGUGGGAUUCCUCUUCCCAAUUUUACAGAAGCCCGUUCGAGAAAUCCUCGCUCGCAUCCCAGGCACACGUGAAUGGAAGGACGAACAGAUUAACAGUGAGCUUAUACACAGAUUGAAUGGCAUGGUGGCCAAGAGAAGUAUGGAUUUGGGGUUGAAAUCCAGAAAGGAUUUUCUUUCCUCAGUGCUGAAUGCGAGGGAGUCGAGUAAAGAUAACAGAGAUUUGUUUACCCCAGACUAUAUAAACGCUCUCGCUUAUGAGCAUGUCUUGGCGGGCUCAACUACAAUUGCGUUGACAAUGUCUUUGGUGUUAUAUCUUAUUUCUGCACACCCCAAUGUCGAGGAAAAAUUGCUUGAAGAAAUCGAUGCUUUUGGGCCCACAGGCAGAAAUCCCACUGCUGAUGAUCUUGACAAAUUUCCUUAUCUUACUCAGGUAAUAAAGGAGGCUAUGCGUUACUAUAUGGUGUCUCCUUUAGUUGCAAGAGAGGCUGUUGAAGAUGUUGAGAUAGGAGGGUACCUAUUUCCAAAGGGAACAUGGGUAUGGUUGGCCUUAAAUGUAUCAGCAAAUGAUCCUAUCUAUUUUUCCGAACCUCGAAAAUUUAAGCCUGAGAGAUUUGAUCCUGAAUGUGAAGAAGAAAAGAAGAGGCAUGCCUAUGCCAUCCUCCCUUUUGGGAUUGGACCUCGUGUUUGCAUUGGAAUGAGAUUUUCAUUACAAGAGAUUAAACUAGUAAUGAUUCAUCUAUAUCAAAUGUUUACAUUUGAGCAUUCUCCAUUGAUGGAGAAUCCCUUAGAAUUCCAAUAUGGAAUCAUAGUUUCUACCAAGCAUGGAGUCAAGCUUCGAGUUCACAAAAGGAGUCAUCACAAGACAAAUUUUCAAUGA
Messenger RNA from Cryptomeria japonica (Japanese cedar), 1620 nucleotides. Its product is annotated as cytochrome P450 711A1-like. Bases 1 to 1620 code for a protein of 539 amino acids. The record is from RefSeq and is a predicted model, not a curated record. NCBI's taxonomy places the organism in Eukaryota, Viridiplantae, Streptophyta, Pinopsida, Cupressales, Cupressaceae. Gene Ontology annotation, molecular function: monooxygenase activity; oxidoreductase activity, acting on paired donors, with incorporation or reduction of molecular oxygen; heme binding. The transcript has 4 exons.